Molecule: messenger RNA, 1682 nt
Organism: Salvelinus sp. IW2-2015
Lineage: Eukaryota; Metazoa; Chordata; Actinopteri; Salmoniformes; Salmonidae
Product: tuftelin
Biological process (GO): intracellular signal transduction
Cellular component (GO): intracellular anatomical structure
Source: RefSeq, a predicted model, not a curated record
AACAGGGCUGGGCUGGUGACUGAGCCUCACCCUGCCAUGUAAGGCAAGACAGUAGGUUCCCAUGCUACAGUAGGUUCCCAUACUGAGUCUCACACACACCGACAGACACACAGUCGCAACAGUCAGAUCACCGUCAGGAAGGCCCACGGACAACUAAUCUGAUACAGAUUGGGUGCAGGCUGCUCAGACUCACUCUACAAGCACAGAAUCAGUCAACCCAGUCAUCAGAACAGUUCAUUGACAAGUCACAGCCACAGUCAAACAGUGAAUACCAGUCAACCAGUGAAUACCAGACUAGCCAGAGGCUAAAUCUGAUCCCACCUUUGGGAAGAGAAAGUAGAGGUCCUUAAGCUCUAUUGUACAGGUGUACCUCAAGUCCCACAAACAAAGAAGGAGAACACCAGCAGAGUGUCAAGAUGCUGACAGACGAGGUGUCUCAGAUACAGGAGGUUCGGUACUGUCUGAAGACCUUGAGGGAACAGAUGGCCACCAGACAGAAUAACAAGCUUCCAGCCAAUGGUUACAAAGUCAGUGUCACCCUGCCUACCAACCCAGCAAUUGUCACCAAUUGUAAAAUUGUUGGGACUGAGUCAGAAACAAAUGUCAGGGAGAAUUCAGAGGACAGUGCAAAGAUAAGGGACGUGAGCAAGCGCCUGUAUGCCCAGCUGAAGGAGUCAGAGAAGAGACACCAGGAGGAGAGAGACAGAAUGCAGGCUGAAAGCGAUGAGUUCAGCCGGCGCCUGGACGAGCAGUCGAAGCACCUGCAGUGGGUGGAGGGGGAGGCGGGGGAGCGAGGUCAGAGGGUGGAGGAGUUGCAGAGGCUGCUGGGGGGCAUGGAGCUGGAGGGUGCUGUCCUGAGGGGCAAAAUAGCCGCCAGUGAGGCUGAACUGCUGCAGCUGAGAGCAGCCCAGGGGGGGGUGCAGGAGAAAAAGCAGAGAACUGAGGAGCUGGAGAAGGAGCUGGCUGUCCUGAAGGAGAAAAUCCAUCACCUGGACGACAUGCUGAAGAGCCAGCAGAGGAAGGUCCGCCACAUGAUCGAACAGCUGCAGAACUCACGGACAGUAAUACAGGAGAGAGAGAGAGUGAUCAGGGAUCUAGAGGAGAAGGUGGCUUUUCUGGAAGCUGAGAACACAGAGAUGCGUGACCAGAUAGAGUACUUCCAGGAGGGUCAGAAGCCUGCUUCUCCGCCCACCAAAGAAUGCAAACCCAAUCCCCAGAUUAUCUACAGGUGACAACAACACCUUCCUGUCUUUUAUCUCUAUAGGGUCGGUUUCCCGGACACAGAUUAAACCUAUUCCAGGACUAAAAAGCUAUUGUAAUGGAGAUUUUUCAUUGAGUCAAAAAAGAAAAAGAUAUAUUUACACAAAAAUCAAUUCAGUCAAUGUGUGGUUAUCUUCAUGAACAACACAGCAGCAACACAGUAUAAUGUUCCAGGAUAGAAAAGAGGGCCAAGGAAGUUGGUAUAUUUCUGUUCUUUUGCCCACCUUCAUCAAUGCACGGAAAUAAGUCACUGCCUUUAAUCGGAGUCAUCGAUAUCAUGUCCUGAGCAGAGGGAGAUAAAGAUCAAGAGAGAUGGAUAGAGGAAGUGAUCAAAUGAGAGAGACAUAUGGUUGGUGUGUGUGUGUAUCUACAGUUGAAGUCGGAAGUUUACAUACACUUAGGUUGGAGUCAUUAAAACUCGU